AUGCCUACAGUUUGCAAUACUGUUCGUGGCAUAACGCAUUGGACAGUAGAUUUCGCUGCCAGUGAACCGUUCAAAACAUUAGUUGGGAUCAGUCUGGGACAUAGAAUUCCGAUCGCUCUGGGACAUGGAAUUCCAAUCAGUCUGGGACAUGGAAUUCCAAUCAGUCUGGGACAUGGAAUUCCAAUCAGUCUGCGACAUGGAAUUCAAAUCAGUCUGGGACAUGGAAUUCCUAUCAGUUUGGGACAUGGAAUUCCUAUCAGUCUGGGACAUGGAAUUCCAAUCAGUCUGGGACAUGGAAUUCCAAUGAAUCUGGGAUAUGGGAUUCCAAUCAGUCUGGGACAUGGGAUUCCAAUCAGUCUGGGACAUGGCAUUCCAAUGAGUCUGGGACAUGGAAUUGCAAUGAAUCUGGGACAUGGGAUUCCAAUCAGUCUGGGACAUGGGAUUCCUAUCAGUUUGGGACAUGGAAUUCCUAUCAGUCUGGGACAUGGAAUUCCAAUCAGUCUGGGACAUGGGAUUCCAAUGAAUCUGGGAUAUGGGAUUCCAAUCAGUCUGGGACAUGGGAUUCCAAUCAGUCUGGGACAUGGCAUUCCAAUGAGUCUGGGACAUGGAAUUGCAAUGAAUCUGGGACAUGGGAUUCCAAUCAGUCUGGGACAUGGGAUUCCAAUUAGUCUGGGACAUGGGAUUUCAAUCGGUCUGGGACAUGGAAUUCCAAUCGGUUUGGGACAUGGAAUUCCAGUCAGUCUGGGACAUGGAAUUCCAAUCAGUCUGAGACAUGGAAUUUCAAUCAGUCUGGGACAUGGAAUUCUAAUCAGUCUGGGACAUGGAAUUCCAAUCAGUCUGGGACAUGGAAUUCCAUUUAGUCUGGGACAUGGAAUUUCAAUCAGUUUGGGACAUGGAAUUCCAAUCAGUCUGCCACAUGGAAUUCAAAUCAGUCUGGGACAUGGAAUUCCUAUCAGUCUGGGACAUGGAAUUCCAAUGAGUCUGGGACAUGGAAUUCCAAUCAGUCUGGGACAUGGAAUUCUAAUCAGUCUGGGACAUGGAAUUCCAAUGAGUCUGGGACAUGGAAUUCCAAUCAGUCUGGGACAUGGAAUUCCAAUCAGUCUGGGACAUGGAAUUCCAAUGAGUCUGGGAUAUGGAAUUCCAAUCAGUCUGGGACAUGGAAUUCCAAUGAGUCUUGGACAUGGAAUUCAAAUCAGUCUGGGACAUAGGAUUGCAAUCAGUCUGGGACAUGGAAUUCCAUUCAGUCUUGGACAUGGAAUUCCAAUCUGUCUGGGACAUGGAAUUCCAAUUAGUCUGGGACAUGGGAUUCCAAUGAUAUUAGCCCUGAUGCUGUCAUCGAAUGCAGCUGCCAUAGAAGAAAAUAGUUUGACAGAUUUUGAGGCAGCAUCGUGGGUAUUACGAACAAAUUACUGUUCAAAUCUACGUCAAAAUGAGGCAGAGAUGAAAUAUCUGCAUGUGACUGAACUACAACAUGUUACUGGACUGCAACAUGUGACUGGACUACAACAUGUGAGUGUACUACAUCAUGUUACUGGACUACAACAUGUGACUGGACUGCCACAUGUAACUGGACUGCCACAUGCGACUGGACUGCAACAUGUGAUUGGACUACAGCAUGUAGUCUUUCAACAUGUGAUUGGACUGCCACGUGUGACUGAACUACAACAUGUAACUGGACUACAAUAUGUGACUGGAUUGCCACGUGUGACUGGACUACAACAUGUGACUGGACUCUCACAUGUGUCUGGACUGCAACAUGUAACUGGACUGCCACAUGCGACUGGACUGCAACAUGUGACUGCACUGCCACAUGUGACUGUACUACAUCAUGUAACUGGACUGCCACAUGCGACUGGACUGCAACAUGUGAUUGGACUACAGCAUGUGACUGGACUACAACAUGUGACUGGACUGCAACAUGUGACUGGACUACAUCAUGUGACUGGACUACAACAUGUGACUGGACUGCCAUAUGUAACUGGACUACAGCAUGUGACUGGACUACAACAUGUGACUGGACUCUCACAUGUGUCUGGACUGCAACAUGUAACUGGACUGCCACAUGCGACUGGACUGCAACAUGUGACUGCACUGCCACAUGUGACUGUACUACAUCAUGUGACUGGACAGCAACAUGUGACUGGACUACAUCAUGUGACUGGACUACAACAUGUGACUGAACUACAACAUGUGACUGGACUGCCACAUGUGACUGGACUACAACAUGUGACUGGACUGCAACAUGUGAUUGGACUGCAGCAUGUGACUGGACUACAACAUGUGACUGGACUACAACAUGUGACUGCACUGCCACAUGUGACUAGACUACAACAUGUGAUUGGACUGCCACGUGUGACUGAACUACAACAUGUAACUAGACUACAACAUGUGACUGGACUGCCACAUGUGACUGGACUACAACAUGUGACUGGACUCCCACAUGUGAAAGUAUGA
Saccoglossus kowalevskii is the source of this 2454-nucleotide messenger RNA. RefSeq lists its product as uncharacterized. The record is from RefSeq and is a predicted model, not a curated record. Lineage: Eukaryota; Metazoa; Hemichordata; Enteropneusta; Harrimaniidae.